This is a messenger RNA of Danaus chrysippus (African queen), 633 nucleotides long. Lineage: Eukaryota; Metazoa; Arthropoda; Insecta; Lepidoptera; Nymphalidae. The record is from the annotation of a GenBank genome assembly.
AUGUUGCCGUGUGAUCCGGACGCGGUGAAUCGUACCGGCCUCGGUUUCGGCAACCCGUGCCAAGGCCAAGGUCUUAUUAGAGCGGCAAGCAGCUCGCGCAUCGCUGCUGAACGCAUUGAAGCCUCUGAUGAUGCGUUGUGUAAUGCGCCGGCGCACAGCCAGUUACGUUGCAUUACAAGCAACACGGACGAGAAUGAGGAAGUUUGUGUAUUCAAUUCCUACUGUUACACUUACUUGGCCCCGUUUAAUGUUGAUAAUUUUUAUCGUAUGAAAGUGUUGGAGCUUCUAGGGAGCUUUACGGGCCCUCGCUGUGAUAUUGCGCAGCAUUCGAUCCUGAAAACGUGUCCGAGGAAAGUUCACGGUCGCGCGUUGACGCCACCUGACACCCCCCACCACCCACAACCCACUACCCACCACCACACGAGAACGCUUCCGCGAACUACCACCUCGCCUCUCCUCAUAACUCCCUACAUCUUACGAUCAGAUAUUAUUAAGCAUUAUAUUAUAAUCGUGGCCACCAUGUCCUUGGCGCGUUCGUUGGCCGCGCGGCUCGUGUAUUAUCGCGAUAAUUUCGGCGUUAGCGCGCCUCAGUCUACUGACCCCGUGGUUGUUUGCGACGCAAAUGAUCCUUGA